This is a messenger RNA of Bombina bombina (fire-bellied toad), 1591 nucleotides long. RefSeq names its product growth factor receptor bound protein 14 (gene GRB14). The transcript is spliced from 13 exons. Gene Ontology annotation, biological process: negative regulation of insulin receptor signaling pathway; insulin receptor signaling pathway. The record is from RefSeq and is a predicted model, not a curated record. Bases 75 to 1424 code for a protein of 449 amino acids. Gene Ontology annotation, cellular component: plasma membrane; cytoplasm. Lineage: Eukaryota; Metazoa; Chordata; Amphibia; Anura; Bombinatoridae.
AGUAAGGGAUAUUUAACGUGACUGCAUAUCUUGCAGUAUUAUUCUUAGUGUAAACUACUGUAUGAAGAGCAAACAUGUAUGCAAGAAGGGUUACUUUGCCUGCCAUCACGCCACUGGUUCUGCAGAAAAGGGUGAUAAAAAUAUACAGUGAGGAUGGAACAAGCAGAGCUCUAGAGGUGCCAAAUGAUAUUUCAGCUAAGGAAAUCUGCCAGAUGCUUAUACAUAAGAACCAUUACGUCGAUGAUCAAAACUGGACCAUGUUUGAGCACCUUUCUAACUUGUGCAUAGAAAGAAUUAUAGAAGACCAUGAAAUGGUGAUUGAAAUGCAGUCAAAGUGGGACAUGGAAGAAGAUUGCAGACUGUACUUUAGGAAAUAUUAUGCAAAAUACGCAUUUUUCAAAAAUCCCCAGGCCUAUUUUCCAGAUCUAAUGGUGACCUAUUCAAGUGAACUCAAUGGUGCAAUAGCUACUGCAGAUAUAUUAAAGAUGUUUCUCAGUACAAACAUGUAUCCAGAAGUACACAGUUACUUAUACAUGGCAGAAAAGGGGAAAAAGUCAUGGAGAAAAAUGUUUUUUGUUUUACGACGCUCUGGACUAUAUUUUUCUACAAAAGGAAUUUCUAAGGAUCCAAGACAUCUCCAGUUUUUCAGUGACUUUAAUCAAAGUGACGUUUAUCUGUUGUUAUCAGGAAAAAAGUUAUAUGGAGCACCAACAGACUAUGGAUUUUGUCUAAAGCCUAGCAAGACAGGAAGAAGCAAGGAUCUGAAAUUGCUCUGUGCAGACAGCGAAGAGAGUAAGAUCUGCUGGGUAACAGCAAUUCGACUAUACAAGUAUGGGAUGCAGAUUUAUAAAAACUACACAAGGCCAGAACAAGAGAGCCAAUCAAGUAAGCUCAGCCUGUCACCUACGAGAAGCAUUUCAGAAAAUUCACUUGUAGCAAUGGAUUUCUCUGGACAUAAAAGCAGAGUUAUAGAAAAUCCAUCAGAAGCUCUUUCCAUUGCACUACAAGAAGGAUUAUCAUGGCGGAGAAAGAGCUGUGGACGUUCCAGUGCUCACACCAACUCUACAACAGGUCAAAAUUCCACAUUUAAUUUUGCGAUACAUUUAUCACAGCCAUGGUUCCAUCAUAAAAUAUCCAGAGAUGAAGCUCAGAAACUGAUUUGUCAGCAAGGAUUUGUAGAUGGUGUUUUUUUGGUCCGUGAUAGUCAAAGCACUCCAAAAACAUUUGUCCUUUCAAUGUGCCAUGGACAGAGGAUACGGCAUUUUCAGAUUGUACCUAUAGAAGACGACAGAGCACAGUUUUACACACUAGAUGAUGGACAAACAAGAUUUACAGAUCUUACACAGCUAGUAGAGUUUUACCAGCUCAACAAAGGAUUUCUACCUUGCAAACUCAGGCACUAUUGCACUCGAAUAACUGUUUAAAGAAGUGUCAGCGUAGCAGACAAAAAAUUGAAUUGAUGAUAUUAUUUAAUUCCUGUAGUGUUGGAAUAAACUUUUUAGUGGUGUUAUUAUGUAUGUAAAUGGACUGCUAUACUAGCAGAAGCCAUAAAGAGAAAUAUUUCAAUAUGUUAAGAUUGAGCUGGCACAGC